Oncorhynchus kisutch (coho salmon) is the source of this 5784-nucleotide messenger RNA. Its product is annotated as trafficking regulator of GLUT4 1. Gene Ontology annotation, cellular component: membrane. Bases 358 to 963 code for a protein of 201 amino acids. The record is from RefSeq and is a predicted model, not a curated record. NCBI's taxonomy places the organism in Eukaryota, Metazoa, Chordata, Actinopteri, Salmoniformes, Salmonidae. The transcript has 5 exons.
AAGAGAGAGAGAGAGCGAGAUGAGGUAGCAACAUAGCAAGCACACGAGCGCAAUUUGACAUCCCCCGGCGUGGUCUGUAGCCUUUUACCAUAGCCUGUAUCAAAAGAAAAAGACAAUUCGACGAAUUCUGGGUGGAGAUUUUAAUCGUAGCCUACUGAACUUGUGUCAUAUUUUCUAUUUUUUACUACACGUUGCAUUUACAGUAAUAUUUGGAAUUGUGAUCAAGAAAAGCAAAAUGUUAAGGAUAAUGUUUCAUGUCACUCAAUAAGAUCAGUUGAAGAAGAUCAAAAGUCCAAUCAAGACCAAUCAUCAAAAAGGCCCAAACUACCAGUGAAACAACACUGUCCGCAUUCCGCCAUGUCUUCCAACACCAGUGCUGCCCCCAGUGGAGCGGAGGGAGAACAGCAGCCAGAGCAGACCAUCACCUCCCAGCCAACCAGCGCUGAGCACCAAGAGACAGCCCCUGACUCCAGCCAAUCGGAAUCCAAAGACCACUUGGCAGUAAUCAGCGAGAAGAUGGAGACCAGUAAUGGAAUGUGUGCUGCCGACUCCUCGCCCACAUCUUCCAUCUCGUCCCCAAAGCGACUGCAACACGCCAAACCUACCAACGGCCGGGCUCGGAAAGGAAGCCGCUCUGGGUCCCUGCUGGGUCAUGGGGCAGGGUCUCCCAGGCCUUCCAUCAGCCGUCAGCCCAGCACCGUGACAGAGGAGGACGACGGCAAGCCCCCUAGAGACUACCUAAUAUUGGCCAUCCUGUCCUGCUUCUGCCCCUUGUGGCCGAUCAACAUCGUGGCUCUUGUCUUCUCUGUUAUGUCGAGGAACAGCCUGCAGCUGGGGAACGUAGACGGGGCGCGGCGUCUAGGCCGGAACGCAAUGGUGCUGUCCAUCGUUUCACUAGUUGGCGGGGUCAUCAUCAUCAUCGCAGCCAUCGUCUUAAACUGGGGAAGUAUAAUAAAAUCCUGAGGGUCACCAUGGAAACCAGGAGCAAGAUCGCAAGACAGCACACCAACAACCAUCCCAACCAGACUUUUCCCCUCUCCUACGAUCAAAACACUAUUCUACAAAUCGCCUGCAACCUACAGCAUACCCCUUGGACCCCUUUUUUGCUGCACUAUCAUGUAUGGCCUGUAAUAUGUUCUCUGAAACAGAUAGACAAGUCCGUCACCUCUACCUCCUACACCCCAAUGCUGCCACCAGUGGUGUAGUGCAGGGUAAACGUACGUAAACGUCAUUUACACACAUUUUGCUCCUGUGUUUAUCCACCUUUUGCAGACAAAUGCAUUGAAAGUAUAGGGGGCGUUACUUUAUUGACCGUCAACGGUGAUCAGGAGUACCCAUCUAUUUUUUGACCACUGGCUGCCACCAUCACUCAGAAGGUCGAAGGCGUCAGGUAGAACAACACUGAGGUAGGAUAGACAGUGAUAAACAGACUGGUUCUUCUGAAUGAGAGAGAUGCGUCUAACGAGUCUAACUCUGGUCAACGAUGCCAUGAUCUCCUGGUUGCCUGAGUCUCAGAGUGUAUUUAAAGUCUCUGCAUGAUUUUCCGGGAUCAGGCUGCUCCUCCCAGGCUGUUCCUCCCAGGCUGCUCCUGCCAGGCUGCUCCUCCCAGGCUGUUCCUCCCAGGCUGCUCCUCCCAGGCUGUUCCAAUGUGACAAAACACAAAGUGUCUCUAUUGUUGCCGGAAAGGACAUCUGGUUUUCUCUGUAAUGUUAUUUCCUUCCACUGAAUCAUUCAUCUCCAGUCAGUCCACACCUCUGUAACACAACCAAGGGAUCCUUUUAACUGUGACGCCAAAACCAGCCCACCCUAUAGGAUCAUGUUAAAGAUGGCAAAGGAAGAGUUAGGGAGGGAGAGGGAUUGGAAUUGAUCUUUGAUCAAUGUGAUGAUGUUGAUGGGGGGGGGGGGCUUUUUUAGUUCUGAAUUUGUUCCAGAUUGUUAUUUUCUGUGAAGGGAGGGAGGAGGAGGAGUUAGAGACAGAUGGGACCAUCUGUACUUUAAUUUAGGGACAAACCUGGGGUCUCCAUCUCUUUGCUUCAUCAUCUUCGUUUAAAAAUAACUGGAAUCUGGGGAGAAUGAGCCACUCCGGGUUUGGGAUUGAGGCUGGGCUGGUAACUCAUAUGCUCUCUCAAACACACUAUCUUACACCCCCCCCCUCCCCACACGAGCACAUGCACACACACAGACACACACACAAUCAUCCAUACACAUACUGUCAGAAUGACUUCUCAUUGGCUGAGAGAAAGAGGGAGAUAAAGAACAGGAGAGGAGAAGAGGGAGAGAGGGAGGGGAGGAUUGGGGAUAGCUGCAUGGGCUGCAGUCCUUUGUUUGGCACAGAUGGCGGCAAAGAGAGAGUGUGUGUGUGUGUGUGUGUGAGAGAGAGAGAGAGAGAGAGAGAGAGAGAGAUGGUGUGGUGCUUGUUACUGAUGCUGGAUAAAAAGUCUGAGGAUACUAGACUGGAAAAACGAACGGAGCAGAGCUGGUUACAGAAUAAACACAAAAGACAGGCGGUAAUUUUAAUUUAGUUGCUUACUCUUCAUUUCCCCCUCUUCUGUCCAGUAUCUACCACCAUAUUAUCUACCAUUUAUUGGUAACAUUAUUUAUUAAUUUGACCUUUAUUUUAACAGGGUGUCCUAUUGAGACCAAGGUCUCUUUUGCAAGGGAGCCAUGUAUCUCACAAUUACACAACAACAAUGUUAUGACAGCCUGCUUGACAGUAUUUACACAGUUCUAAACAUAGUCUACCAUCUCUGGUCAGUUGGAAUCCAUUCCUCUCCCUUCAGUAUUGCAAAUAUAUUACCCACUUUACCUUUCACCUCUCUAAUAUGUAGUCAUUAUCUUUGAUGGUUGCCUCUUUUGUUAAAAUUCUAUGCAAAUACCUUGCUGGGGUAUUUGUUCAGUUGGUACUCCUUCUCCACCGUGGUCAGUAUCAGCUCCUAUGUGCUUACUGUUUGCCCUUGUCUGGUUGUUAUUCACAAAGCAGAAUGACCUCUUCUCCCUUUGGAAGUCAGUCAGUGUGUCACUGUGCCAAAGCCUGGAAUGUGAGCCAAGCCACGUACAGUAGAGGCCAGGCAGUCUUUGGCUUGACUCUGGCUAAGUGCUCUGUCGGUGUGUGUGAGAGAGAGAGAGAGAGAGAGAGAGAGAGAGAGCGAGAGUGUGUGAGAGAGAAAUGCAGUGUGUAUGUAUGUAUGUAUGUAUGUGUGUGUGUGUGUGUGUGUGUGUGUGUAAGAUAGUCUUUAAGAGUGUGCGUGUGUGUCUGCCCCUGGAUGCUGUUUUUAGGGAGAAGCAGGUGAGUCAGUCCCCUCCCACUCAGUUUAAAGGUAUCAUAUUCUACUUGGCACACACAUUCCCUUCACUUCCCGAGCCCAGUCCCCUGUGCAUGUUUACAGUAUCGUUUACAGUGUGUUAUACUUAGGAGUUUAAUGGAGGAUGGGUUAACUCUAAUGCUUUUACACCAAGGACAUCUUUAUGUAGUUGAGAGACUUGUUGACUUGUGCAGCGCAUUGUAAAUAAAUAAUAUGCAUAUUUAUUUGCCAUGAUGACACAUGAUAUUCACGUCCAAAGUUGACUUUUUCACUUAGAUUUGUUUGAGUAGUCAAGAAUAAUCCAUGUCAAUUUGUUAUUUUGAGACUCUGCUCCACCUGACCGUUUUGAAGCACUUCCUCCGAACCACCCUUGAAGGCUAGACUAGCUACCAUAGAAAGGCAACAAUAAGGUUGAAAACCAAAGAAGGUUUCCCAUUUGGAAUGACGAGUGAGGAUGUUCCACUCUGACAGUGCCAGGGUUUGAGGUUUGGAGGGUUAGUGAGGGGGUGUGUCCCAAUAUUGCCUUUCUACUGAAGUGUACACUCGUUCACUACUUCCCAAAAAUCUAAAAGCAUUGGAUUAGUGGAGGCAUGCAGGGUGGGAAAUAAAGCUUUUGGUCCACCAGCCACAGAAAACACGCGCGCACACACACGCACACAAACACACACACACACAAAGUCUUGUACAGCUAACCAUGCGGGGACACAUUUUCCCUAACUUCUAAACCUAACCCUAACCUGUACUCUUACACUAACCCUAGCCCCUAACCCUAAAACUAACCCUAACCUUAACAUUAAACCCCCUAGAAAUAGCAUUUGACCUCAUUGGGACUAACAAAAUGUCCCCAGUUUUUGUUUGUUUACUAUUCUUGUGGGGACCAGAAGUCCCCACAAGAAUAGAUAAACAAACACACACAAUUUCAAAAUAAUUUUUUACAUACUCAACAAAACGUUGAGCAAAAUCAAAACUUCUCCCAAAUGCUCUGUGUGAUCAGCCACCAAUGUGGCUGGUAACAAUAGACAUUCUACCAGCCAAUGCCAAAAUCUGGUGGCUGGUUUUUCCCCCCACAUUGGCUAGAGGCAGUUUCUACAGUAUUUAUUGUACCAGUUAUUUUCAAAUCAGUGAAGGGAACUUAACAAGUGCACACUUUGGGAGGAAGGAGAAGAUAUUGUCGAAGUCUCCUGUAACCCCAUUCACGCCAAAAGUGUAGCAUGUCUGUUUGUACUAACCACAUAUGCAAAAAUGUUUUCAGCUGAAAGUGAAUGCUGACUUUUGGCUUCUUUUAUUUCCAUUUCUCAAUGGUUGUGCACAACUAUGGAUAUUUAACCUGCUUGCACUAUAUUGUCGUAUGUAUAUAUUUAUUUAUAUACCUGGUUAUGCCUUUGGUUUGAUAUGGACUGUUAUUGAGCUAUUAGUGCUAUUAUUUGUAGCACUAGUUAUUUCACUAGUGUUACUAUUGUCAUUGUUAUGGUUACUAUUUCUAUUUUCACUGUUAUUUCUACUAGUGUUGUUGUUCUCUUGAUGACAUUACACUAGAACAGCAGGAAACAAUGUUCGAUAAUGGCCUUCGCUGUUAUUCAACCGGUUGAUUGUGAGCUUCCUUGACAAGAAAACUGCUAAAAAAAAAAGCAUGUGUACAUUUAGCUAGUUACACAAUUCAUAUGCUUCGACAGUAGAUACCUUGUGUGAUUGCAACGAUCAUGACCAACCAGUUCAUGAGAUAAUUUAUAUGCAGACAUAAAUAAAUAGUCUUUCAAGCCACCAGGUGAGUAAUCUCCACCUUUUCUUCAUGUCUUCUUAGUAAUUUCCUAUUCAUCUCUCAGGUCUUUCUUUCUCCUACUAAUUCAUUAAUUAUUCCCAACCAAUUAAUGUUCUUCUUCACCUUUUAUUUUCAAUAGGUUUAUUAUUAUAUUGUUAUAUUCUAUUUAGCAGAAGUUUUUAUUUAAAGCGAUUUACAGCCAUGCGUGCAUAAAUUACUAUAUAUGGUUGGGAAUCGAACCCACAUUCCUGGCAUUGCAAGCGUCAUGCUCUACCAACUGAGCCAUACAGGAUCACUUUACAAUUAUCUAUUUGCUCCCGUUUCACGUUUGUUAUGUGCUACUUCCUGUCCAAUAUAAUCUAUAUCCUGUUUGAUAUGUUAUCUCUUUGGAGAAGGGAUCUUGGGUAACUCCCAAAUGGCACCCUACUCCCAGGGCUCUAGUCAAAAGUAGUGCACUAUAUAGGGAAUAUGGUGCCAUUUGGGAGGUAUCCACAGACUGCAGCACCGGUGGUUCCAGACCAUUGGCCCACUUAGUUAAUCAGUGUUGUUCUUCUUAUUGUCGUUGGUUACGGAUCUAUACUAUAAUCCUGAAUCAGACAUCUGUGCUGACUUGCCUGACUGUGCAUGCCUUAAUUGACUGCUUUAUAAACAUACAGUAUGAGUAUGUAUGUACACUACUAUGUUAAUCCAAUAUAUUGAUAAAGACCUCUGUAUUGAUCUUGA